Galeopterus variegatus (Sunda flying lemur) is the source of this 703-nucleotide messenger RNA. RefSeq names its product E3 ubiquitin-protein ligase HECW1-like. The record is from RefSeq and is a predicted model, not a curated record. The annotation marks the transcript as partial. Lineage: Eukaryota; Metazoa; Chordata; Mammalia; Dermoptera; Cynocephalidae. The transcript is spliced from 3 exons.
AUGGCCUGCCGCUCUCGCCGCGUCCCCCCGUCCCUGGCCUGCUGUCCCCUGGCGCUGUCCCCCGGCGUCCUCCAGCUCCUGCACAGAGACCUCCGCCUUGGACUGUCCCUUGGUCUAUGUUCAGAUGUCACCCUGGGUCGUCCACAGUGCCUCAUCCCCCCUCGGCCCAUGGUCUCGGCCACCAUCGGGACCACAACUUUGUUUCCUGUGAAGACAGUGCCUGAGUGCCGGAGUAUCCUAACCCUGCUUGCUGUCUCUUUGCCCCUGCAGAAUCUGUACCAGAACAGGUUUUUAGGCCUGGCCGCCAUGGCAUCUCCAUCCAGAAACUCCCAGACCCGGCGCCGGUGCAAGGAGCCUCUCCGCUACAGCUACAACCCCGACCAGUUCCACAACAUGGACAUUAGAAGCAGCCCCCAGGGCAGCGUCACCAUCCCCCGCUCCACCAGCGACACUGACCUGGUCACCUCGGACAGCCGCUCCACGCUCAUGGUCAGCAGCUCCUACUACUCCAUAGGGCACUCGCAGGACCUGGUGAUCCACUGGGACAUAAAGGAAGAAGUGGACGCCGGGGACUGGAUCGGCAUGUACCUCAUCGAUGAGGUCUUGUCUGAAAACUUUCUGGACUAUAAGAAUCGUGGAGUCAAUGGUUCUCAUCGGGGCCAGAUCAUCUGGAAGAUAGAUGCCAGCUCCUACUUCGUGGAAC